Messenger RNA from Leptinotarsa decemlineata (Colorado potato beetle), 7873 nucleotides. RefSeq lists its product as uncharacterized. The record is from RefSeq and is a predicted model, not a curated record. Lineage: Eukaryota; Metazoa; Arthropoda; Insecta; Coleoptera; Chrysomelidae.
UCAGUUUUCAAAAAUAGACGAGCCAGGAAUAAACCAAAACUUCAGUCGCGAACCAGACCAACUUCGAAAAACACUUCACAGAGCCGUUUCACGAGUGCAGUGCGCAAAAUAUACAGACGAAGAAGGAUUUUCCAAUGAACUGUUCGGAUUAGAGAGCCAUGGAAUUUUCGAAAAAUUACCGUGUCGAAAUUGCCGAAACUCAAAAUGGAGAGCCCCGCUAGGAAGGUUAAGAAAGCGAAAAGAGAUCCGCGGGUACCAAUCAAGACAUACAAGUGGGAGGACGUCAAGAGAUCUCGCUCAAAAGGUGGGUACCCGUGGACGUACCUCUACAAGGAACCAUUUGACGAAGAACUAGACCCAGAACCGUACACGAUGGAAGGCAUGCGAAAAAGUAAAAGCUCUUCGACGAUGGGCAAAUCUGACGUCGAAAUAUCUGAGGUGAUGGACACCGAUACAAAUCCACAUGCCGAAGAACCUCACGAAAAAUCCGACGAAUUGCAAAUUAUCACCGAACCUGAUGAGCAUUCCAUUAAACGUAGCAAUAGUUCUUUAGUCAUAGAAGAAUGUGAUGGUAACGAUAAGGAUAAACAAAGUCCUGGAAUAUUCUUCCUCGAAUCUGCCGAAAGCUCGGACGAUAUAAGCCAAUAUCUCGAUAAAGAGGAUCGUAGUCCAACGGGAAAACGAAAAAACCAAGAAACUCCUAUGGAGGUAACUAUGGCGGAAGAAAAAGAAGAGGAGCCUCAAACAAGAAAAAGAAAACUAUCAGCAGAAAGCAGUUACAGCAGAAUCAGUCAGACUAAAUCGGCCAUCUUGAAAAAGAUCAAGGACACCAAAGCCAAAAUAAAAGUUCCCAAGAUAUCUUUCCCGACGUCAAAACUUAAGAAGUCUCCUCCGAAGAAAAAAACUAACACGCCUCCCGAAACAAAAAAAGAAAUCAAGAAAAAUAACACCCCUCAAAAUACGAAGCCCUUAUAUAUUCACAUACCACUGAAACCUCUCCCAGGUGAGGAAGAUGAGUUCUCACAUCUCGAGUUGGGAUCAGACCAAACGAAGAAACAUCAACCUAAGAAACCAGGAAGCUUCAAGGAUCUUGUGAAGAACCUGAAGCAACUGAAAGAUGUCAAAAACGAUUCGAUUAAAGAGGAAAUGGAAACAGAAGGGGCCACUCAAACAGACAUUAGUACAGAAAGAACCAGCAAAGGAGAAGAGGCCAACGAAGAUGAAGACACCGAAACUGUAGAAGACACCAAUGUAGGAGAAACGAAAACAGAAAACAAGAAAGAUGCAAAAGUGAAAAAAGAGUCCAAGUUAGAUAAAAAUAUCAAAGCACAAACGAUUACCAAGAAAGAAAUAGUCGUUGAUGAAGAAAAAGGAAAGAAAACUGAAGAAGACACGAAGGUGCAUGUAGACUCGAAGCAAACGGAUUUCAAAAUGAAAACAGAUCCUGUAGGAAAAGAAGAAUCUGUGGUAGACAUCAAAGUAGAAACAAACAUUAUCGAAAACAAGCGUAGGGUACAAGCUGAUGGAGAUUCUGAUACUAAAAUUUUAGUGAAAAAUGAAGAGGUCAACUUCGAAAUGAAGGAUGAAGCUCGUUUCUACAGCCCUGAACAUCAAAGUCAUCAACAACAAGGUUUAUCAUCUUUCGGAGAAGUCGAUCCUAUAAAUUUUAAAAGACGUAAAUCUCCUGAAGACCCUCCAAAUAUGGAAGUCAUGGAACCUGAGGAAGAAAAUGAUAAUGUUGCACAAGUCGAAGAAGCAAAAUACAAUGACAUGUUCGACAAGCUUUUUGCAGCCACCACGUCCAAAUCUGACGCAGAGACACAAAGCGAAAGGAAGGGACGGUCCAAAUCGGCAGAACCCGAAAGAAAGAGGAAAGUUUCUCUCGAAAGCAGUUAUAGCAGAAAAAGUCUCUCAAGGUUGGGUGUGAUGAAAAAGCUGAAAGAUGCUUCUGAUAAAAUAAAGAAUGCACUGACGCGGUCCAGUUCUAAGAAAGAGGUCAAACCGAAAGAAGAGAAAAUAGUUAAAAAAUCUAAACAGCUAAAACCUCUGACACCUGUUGAGCCAGUCUACAUUCAUAUCCCCCUGAAGCCGCCCGAAGGGGAAAAAGACGAGUUCUCACACGUCCAAGCCGAAGAAGGUUUGAAAACUCCCGAUACGGACUCAACUACUACCGACAGCCCCGUACAAAGUGGAGUGCAAUUCAUAUUCUUGACUGCACCAUCCGACGAAGAAGUGCUAGACUACAACAGUUCUGAUGUACCUGAAACGCCUUCAUCAGAAAACAAACGCUUUUUCGGGAGCAGAAUAAGUGAACUCAGGGAACUUGCUAAAGGAGCAGUUGAUGAGAUCGCAUGUCCUAAACAUAAAUUGGAAUCGGUCAGCGAAGAAGGCAGUGACAAGUUUUCUGUUGAAGAAGGGAACAAUCGACAAGAAAGUGAGGUUGUUACUCUGCCUGAGGAUGAAAAUGCUAGAAAGGAAGUGAAAGAUAGUGCUAGAAAUGUUGAAAUAGAAAGUAACUCAGAUCCCAUUGGCAUUAUACUCAAAGAAAAGGCUACUAGCAAAGAUUCAGAGAAAGAGGCUAUUCAAGUUGAUGAGGAAGACGGUUUGAGUGAACCUAAAACAAUGAAGAAGGACAAUUUCUCAGAAGAAAAGUUGGAAGAUGACAAGAAACCGUUACAAGUACAAAAUGAAGCCAACCUUCCAGAAACCACAGCUUCGACAGAAAAGGAGGAAACCACCGGAGCUCAAUCUCUCGAACUUAGGUCAAGCUUGAAAGGAGACGGUUCACCGGUCAUGAAGAAGAAAGUUUCUUUCAAACGUCGUUCGAAAGUGAGCAAAGAGGGAAGCUAUGAGGACAUCCAAGUCAUCAGCUCCGAUGGUGACGAAGGGAAGGAGUUGAAGUUUCCACGAGGUGGUCUGGACAAUACUCAGUCGAUGUCUGUUGACGAAGAGAAGAGUUAUUUGGACGAUAAGAUCGUCAAGAAUUCAUCUCUCGAGGAGGACUACAACAAAUGGUCUAAAAUAAGUGACCAUGAAUACGAGCCUGUGAACCCACCGCCGGAAAACGUCGAAAUAAUCCCCAGAGUGAAGAUAUCCGAGAACCCCACAGUUUGCAUAAUAAAUAGCGAUCAAAUAUCCAACAACUCACAAUCGUACAACUUCGCAGAAGAGGAGGCCUACAAGCAAGACCCAGCCUUCUUACUUAAGUUCCAGAAAAACAGCAAACUGGUGCACAGUCCAUCUACAAAACCAAAAGAAGAUCAAAGUCAGAUACCACUAGGAGAAGAAGCCUACAUGCAAGACCCGGCAUUUUUACUUAAAUUCCAGAAAGACAGCAAACAGGUCCACCGAUCGGGAUCGAGAGAAGGCCCGAGCAAAUUCCAACAAGCCAUAAAACAGCGAGCUGACAACUUGAAAGUCAGGCUACACAAUAUUAAAAAACCUCACUUAUCCCUACCAGAAAGGCCAAAAUUUCACAAGCCAAACUUCCAGAAAUUCAAUUUGCCCAAGUUACCAGAGAGCGCCAAGAUAAACUUACCAUCCUUCAAUUUGCCACGACGAAACAAUGCGAAACGGUCUGUGAGGGAGCGACACCUAUCGACGGAAUCCAAUGACGGAGAUUCCAAGAAACCUAUCUUCGACUUCAGCACCUAUCCCAGAAUCUUCAAAAAGAAACCAAAGGAUCAAGAUCUAGUCGAAGAGGACAUUCCGAGUUUCGCUACUGUUCCAAGAAAGAAAAAGCCCGACAAGCCUAAAACGGAUGACAGUAGAUGGAGCGCGGGUAGCGAUUCCGUGAGAGUGCCUCUUCACUCGGAAGAUUCUAUGGAUGCCGAUAAUGGAGUGGAUAAUAACAAGGAAUCCUACAUCCGCGGUGACUCGAUUGAAGAGAACGAACCAUCUCAUAUCAGAUACGACGAAGAUAUCGAUAGUGACGAUGCGUACGAUAGGGAGAACAGGGAGUUGAAUAGAGAACGAGAUUUUUUGAAGAGGUGGGAUCAAGGUACGUACAAUGCAGAGGACCACGAGUACAUCGAAAACAUGAGAAAUAAGCAACCUAGAAUAACAGACCUAGACUCCCCGGAAGAACCACAGGAAAAAGACUACCCCCACUUCCAAGGAAAUAACAACGGGGAACACUACUCCUCGGGUAGUUCGCAAGGCAUGCAUAGACAGGGGGUCCUAGAGGAGAUAAACCCUGACGAGUUCUUCUUGCGGCAGAAAGGAAUAUCUCAGGACAACAUCGAGGUGGGGAUGUACCUCAGUUCCGAGAUACGAGAAGCUUUUAGAACGCCAGUGAAUGCUCUAUCGCAAAUGCAGGGAAACAACGUCUUCGAGCUGAGGGAUUCCAAUCAGUCCCUGCCGGAAAUGCCUGUUAAGAGAAAGUCUCUGAAAAAGCCGAAAAGAAAGAAGACUCCUCACACCUCCCAGGAAAAAAUAAUCCCUUAUGACGAGGAAUCCGCAGAAGAUGAGCUCGGCACUUUUCCACCCCCUAGGCCAACUCGUCGAAGCAGGCGUUGCAAGAAGCACAAAAACGCAGAAGAUCUCAUCCCCUACCAAGAAACGAUAUCAUUGGAUAUCCCUGAUGACGGUAGACUGGUCCAGCACCGAGAAAGUCUAGGGAUUCUAGGUGACGACGAACAAGACGAAGAGGUGACAACCUACGAGAAUGAGAAGAUGAAGGGGAAAGAACAACCUGACAUCAGUAUUACCGACCAGUAUAAGAACUUCGAGUUCGCUGAUGAGGAGGAUGUUAUGGAGGAUUUACCGUCAGCUCCUCCGCGGAAGCAGAAGAGUUUGAAAAGCUUGAAUAUGUCAGAAAGUGAUUCGAUAAUGGGCGACUUUAGUUCCAACAGAGCUAUAUUCAGUUCAGAAACGGAUAUCCACGAGCCCGAGAUAAAAGCAAUACGGACAGGAUCAAAAGUAAUAAUACCAAUAGAAACCGUAGUUCCGACAAGACCUUCAAGAACACUAUCACGAACCAACUCCCAAUCCAGAGGAACUUUCCAGAAGGACGACGAAAACAUAUCUCUCAACACCGAGUCCUUAGCGUCAGAAAAUCAAAUCCCCUGUGUGGAAGAACCGUGCUUGAAAGAUCUGAGAGACUCCAUGGGGUACGCCAUAAUCGACAAAUCGAAAGCUAGAGACCCUCCGUUGCCUCCACCAAGAAUUCCAACCCGACGUAAGAGGUCAUUUAGGAAUGAAAACGAUAGAAAUUUCUUCACCGUUCCCAGGUCAUCUCGUAAUGGAGACACCCCUGUCAGGCCUCUGAGAAAUUACAGUACAUUGGGACAUACCAAGAGAGGCAGCGUCCGCUCAAAUACCUACGAAAACAAAGAAAAUAUUGAUAUCAGCCAAUAUAUUGAGAUUGAAGAUGAACCUAAUAGAGACUUGCACUCCGGUGCAGUCAUAAAAAAAAUGAAGGACCGUCCAUUGCCACCCCCUCCUAGACCUCCGAGAAAAUCCCGACCUCUCCGUGACAUCACUUCACAAGAAAAUAUCAGAGCAGAGUCUAACACCGAAUUAGAUAAAGUCACGACAGAAGAAGCCGAAGUAUCGACUCAAACAGAACCUCUUCCGGAUGAUUUCAUCUGCGAAGAAGUGGUUCAAGAACCAACAGAUACAAUCAUUAUUCCUACAAAAAAUCAAGAUACUCUGUUUCUUCCGGAUAAUGUACUAGACCAGAUCGUACAAGUAUCAACUCCUGAACGAAAAGCACCUCUAGCAGUUCUCGAUGAUCAAUUAGAUCAAGAAACAAUUUCAAAACCGAUCAAUUUUCAACAAGAGACGAGAACAGAUAAAAGCAUAUCUGGCCAAAGCAAUCAAGUCAUUUCCAAGGAAGGGGUGAAAGAAGAGGUAGAAACAAUCAUAUCAACUCCUAGAAGAGAAAAACCUACCAUAGAAAGACGUUUAAUCACGCCAACAGUCUAUUCUUAUGAAGAAACCGUCACACAUGGGUCACUAGUGGUUCAGCCUCUCGACGGGGCUAAGUUACUACCAGAUACUGAAAUAUCCAACAUGAGAACCAUACCAGUUCACAUGGAAGAUGACUUGGAAGAAACUUCCUCUAUCCCUGAAGAGUUCAAUAAGCUCACAGAUCCUUCCCCGGGAUUGAAUCCUGAAAUACAAAUACAAAGUGGCGUCAAACCUAGUGAAUUCGACGUGCUCAAAGCUCAUAAGCUGCAAGUCUCCGACUUGGAUGUUGAUAAAUUAACAGUUAGCAAAUUACAUGCGGAUAAAAUAAUAGUAUCGGAAAUUGACAGCAGCAGUAUCCAAACGAAUGAAAUUUCAUCCAAAACGGGUGCGCUGAAAGUUGGGGAAAUCACUUUACCCCCUGAAGUGAUUACACAAAUAAUAGAAACGAUAAAAAGCAGUCAAGUGGAAGAGUCAACAAAAUCGGAGGUACAAAAAAAAACUUCGAUUUCAGAAAGUCCUAAUAUGACUGAUGAAUCUCCUGGUGGAUCUAGAGACCCAUCUGAAACGAUAAUUGAAAGCCCUGCUGAUAUACCUGAGACUUUUAAAUCACCCAAGGUUGAGUCGCCAGGAGUCUUAGAGGUACAAGAAGGUCCCGCUGAAGGGUUCAUCGAUCCAGUAAGUCCUUCUGGGCAACUUCAUGCACAGAAAAGUCCUCUUGAAGAAUUAAGUGUCGAAGAGAGUUUCUCAAACGAGGCAGAUCUACAAGAACGCUCUCAAGAGAGCCCUUCCAGAAAAAUAUGUGACUUAGAAGGCCUUAGUGGAGACCAAAAUGUACCAAAGGAUAUUUCUGAACACUUUGAUGUGGAAGAAAGACCUUCGGAGGAAGUGAAUGUACAGGAAAAACCUCCUAACGACAUUUGCACCCAGGAAUCUGAACAUGAAAUGUUAAAUGAACCAGAAAGUUCCCCUAGAGAAUCAAAAGUACUGGAUUGUCCGCUCGAAGAGUAUUGUCCAAAAAGCAGUGUUCUUGAAGAUCAAACAGUUAACCAGUUUUCACGUGUUGCAGCUAAUAUUGAAGAACGUCCUCCAAGACCCCCACCUAGAUACUCUGAUACAACAGAGAACAUUAAUGUGUCAGGAAAUUUUGCUGAAAACCUAGAUGUACAUGAAUCUCUUCCAGAAGAACAUGGCGUUCAAGAAACACCUCCAAAGCCCCCACCUAGAUCUUCCGACGCGAAUUCUUUCCGCAAAAGAACUCCUCCUCCUAAUCGUCCCCCUCGAAAUUCAGAAAAACUCAGAACAGGCUCCAGCUCCACCCAAGAAGAAUCUCUGCAAGAACCGGACGUGGAUGACGUUCCCCCUCCCCGACCUCCACAGCCUCAGCUGGAGUACAUCCCCUCACAACCUCCCGCAAGUUUUUACGCCCUCAGAGCGCAGAAAUACGUCGAUACCCACGGUGAAAGCAUUCCCACUGUACCAAGAAGGAGAGGACACGCGAAAUCUAAGCAACGGUCUAGAUCUAGCUCAGAGGAAUCUUCUGUCGUCACUCCUCCUUCAAGACGGUUUCACAGGAGAUCCAGCGACCUUUCCAUCGCGACUCUUUCGGGUCAACUCGUUCGGGUGUGCGGCGCAGAGGUUAACAAUUCACUGAGAAGACUGAUAACGUAUAUUCUUAACAAUGUUGUGAGGAAUGAGGACGGCAAACAAGACUUGAAUGUUAUGAUAAUGAUAGUGGUGGUGUUGAUUGCUGGACUGAUUUUGUUGGGUUACGGGGACGAAAAGACUGUUGUGCAUAUGCACCAUUGGGAGUAUUUUAAUCCUCCUGGUGACACGUAACCCUUCCCCUCUCUUUCGAUUAUAAGAAAGUUGUUUGAUUGUUUUAUAAUUAAGACGAGAAAAUUAUGUUCAUACAGGAGUUAUAGCUGAUAAGAUAUGUUGAAAAUAAAUAACCAAAAAACAC